AUGAAUGCAUCAGCUGAUUCGCACGAGGAUAACGGCAUCUGCGGAAGCGACUCGGACUCCACUGCCGACGAUUCAAGCGACUACUACCAGCCUAUUUCCUCCGUCGAUAACGGCGGCGAAGACUCAGACGACAGCGGCGCAGAUCUAUCCGAUCGAGAUCCGAAUUCUACUUUCCAUCCACUACCAAAUGACUGGGUGGAGAACGGAGUAUCUUCGCUAGAUAGAAGCGAUGACGAUGCUGAGAAGGAAGUCGAGGAGGCGACCGAAUCUGAGAGGGCGAUUGAGCGAGCUUUCAGAGAGGACGAGGCGCGGCGGAACGCUCCUCUCACGGCGGAGAACACCGGCAGGGUGAUGGAUGCGAUGCGUCAGAUCUCGUUCGGCGGCGGCGCUCCAGACUGGGCAUGCCAGAUCCCCGAGGAUCAGUGGAUUGACCGGCUCCGGCGGUUGCGGCCGCCGUCCUCUGCACCGAUUGAUCACUGA
Messenger RNA from Salvia splendens (bonfire salvia), 480 nucleotides. RefSeq lists its product as uncharacterized. Bases 1 to 480 code for a protein of 159 amino acids. The record is from RefSeq and is a predicted model, not a curated record. The transcript has a single exon. Lineage: Eukaryota; Viridiplantae; Streptophyta; Magnoliopsida; Lamiales; Lamiaceae.